This is a messenger RNA of Eurypyga helias (sunbittern), 1361 nucleotides long. RefSeq names its product asparaginyl-tRNA synthetase (gene NARS1). Gene Ontology annotation, cellular component: cytoplasm. The record is from RefSeq and is a predicted model, not a curated record. Gene Ontology annotation, biological process: asparaginyl-tRNA aminoacylation. Lineage: Eukaryota; Metazoa; Chordata; Aves; Eurypygiformes; Eurypygidae. Gene Ontology annotation, molecular function: asparagine-tRNA ligase activity; ATP binding; nucleic acid binding.
AAGAACUGUAUGUUUCUGAACGAGAAGGCAACGAUUCCACUGGUGAUGGGACCCAAAAGAAGCCAUUCAAGACUGUUUUAAAGGCCUUGAUGACAGCAGGAAAGGAACCGUUCCCUACUAUUUAUGUGGAUUCACAAAAAGAAAACGAGAGAUGGGCCAUUAUUUCCAAGUCGCAGAUGAAAAACGUGAAGAAGCUGUGGCACAGGGAGCAGAUGAAGAACGACGCUAAGGAGAAGAAGGAGGCAGAAGAUCUCUUGAGACGAGAGAAGAACCUUGAGGAAGCCAAGAAGGUCGUUAUCAAGAAUGAUCCUAGUCUUCCAGAGCCGAAAUGCGUGAAGAUUGAUGCGCUGGAGGCUUACAGAGGCCAGAGAGUGAAGAUCUUUGGCUGGAUCCACAGGUUACGUAGGCAAGGGAAAAAUUUGAUGUUCAUUGUUUUGAGAGAUGGCACAGGCUUUCUUCAGUGUGUCCUUUCGGAUGAGCUGUGUCAGUGUUACAACGGGCUGGUUCUCUCUACGGAGAGCAGCGUUGCGGUGUAUGGUACGCUGAACCUCGUUCCUGAAGGCAAGCAGGCUCCGGGGGGCCACGAGCUGAACUGCGAUUACUGGGAGCUCAUCGGCCUGGCCCCAGCAGGAGGGGCUGACAACCUGCUCAAUGAGGAUUCGGAGGUUGAUGUGCAGCUCAACAACCGGCAUAUGAUGAUUCGAGGCGAGAACAUGUCCAAAAUCUUCAAGGUGCGCUCCAUGGUGGUGCAGGCCUUCAGGGACCACUUCUUUGCCAACGGGUAUUACGAAGUCACACCCCCAACGUUAGUCCAGACGCAGGUGGAAGGCGGCUCAACCCUGUUCAAACUGGAUUAUUUUGGGGAAGAGGCGUACUUGACACAGUCGUCCCAGCUUUACCUGGAGACCUGCAUUCCAGCGCUGGGAGAUGUUUUCUGUGUCGCUCAGUCGUACAGAGCGGAGCAGUCCAGGACCCGCAGGCACUUGGCUGAGUACACUCACAUUGAAGCUGAAUGUCCUUUUAUAAGUUUUGAGGAUUUACUGGACCGCCUGGAGAACUUGGUUUGUGAUGUGGUAGACAGAGUCUUGAAGUCACCUGCGUCGAGCUUACUGUACGACCUGAACCCGGGCUUCAAGCCUCCUAAACGCCCUUUCCGACGCAUGAACUAUACGGAAGCCAUUGAGUGGUUAAAGGAACACGAUGUGAAGAAGGAAGAUGGAACUUACUAUGAGUUUGGGGAAGAUAUUCCCGAAGCUCCGGAGAGGCUGAUUUUUUUGCCCAUCUUGUUGUGCCGGUUUCCUGCGGAGAUAAAGUCUUUCUACAUGCAGCGCUGCCACGACGAUGCCCGGCUCACUGAAUCU